Messenger RNA from Vanessa atalanta (red admiral), 1590 nucleotides. It is a transcript of the gene SiaT, whose product is annotated as beta-galactoside alpha-2,6-sialyltransferase 2. The record is from RefSeq and is a predicted model, not a curated record. Gene Ontology annotation, molecular function: sialyltransferase activity. The transcript is spliced from 5 exons. NCBI's taxonomy places the organism in Eukaryota, Metazoa, Arthropoda, Insecta, Lepidoptera, Nymphalidae. Bases 1 to 1392 code for a protein of 463 amino acids.
AUGAAAGCAGCGGCGAUGUCAGUCUGGAUUUUUAUAAAUCUUCUUUGUUUUGGAAUGUGUGGUUAUUUAUACUUGAUAUGGUCUCAAUAUUGGAUGAGCUUAGAAAAACAAAGACUAUUUAGUAAAUCUCAUAUAACUCCUCAGAAGAAUGGCAUAUCAGGAAUAAGUUAUCAAGAUAAUUUUUCAGAAAACAUGAUUUCCAACACUGUGUUAAAUGUAUCGUUGUUGAAAGUUGAUUCUGUACGUAAAAGAUCUGUAGUUGCUUUUAAAACUGGUCAAAUGUUACAAUGGUCUAAUAAAUCAUAUGGGACGCAGGUUCGUCCGUCCAAUAACAUCGUGGUGAAGAGUCGCGGCAGUCCGAGAUUCCCAAAUAUACAUAAAGCGAUAUUGGAGUUCGAUAGCGACAAAUACGUCUGUAACGAUCUGACUACAUUAGAAUGCGAGUCGAAAACGGCUGAAUUCAAGGAGUUACUAUUAAAAGAGUUCCAUCGAGUGUUGAUGAGUGACAGCAAAGUGUUUACAUCAGGCCUGGAGUCGCAGAACCCUUACGAUGUCAAAUACGACAGAGGGUAUGUCAAGCAACUUUCUAGGGGGGAAAUAUUGUGCGCGCUUGGGAAAGUUGCUGUGCGAACCGUUGAAUCAGAAGACGAACCCUUCGCGAGCUUGGGUUAUAGAAUUCCGAAAGAUCCGUUACAGAAACAUCGUAUGUUUAAUACGUGUGCGAUUGUGACAAGUGCUGGAGCUCUUCUUGGAUCACGUCUAGGAGAGUUUAUUGAUUCUCACGAUAUGGUUUUGAGAUUCAAUAAUGCGCCGACAGAAAAUUACACCGAAGAUGUUGGUUCGAAAACAACAUUCCGUAUUCUUAAUUCACAGGUCGCUACUAAGCCAGAAUACAAAUUUUUAAGUGAUCCGAUGUACAAAAAUAUUUCCAUAAUGAUAUGGGACCCUGCGAAUUAUUCAUCGCCCCUAGACGAGUGGUAUCGUCACCCAGAUUUUCCUGUUUUUCGAGUGUAUAAAAAUUUGCUGGAAACGCAACCGGGAGCUGAUGUUCAUCUUCUGUAUCCGCAAGUUUUAUGGGAUCUGUGGACUGUACUCCAAGAUUCAUCACCUUAUCGUUUAAGAAGAAACCCUCCUUCAUCUGGAUUUAUAGGCUUAUGGUUCGCCAUACACCGUUGCAACCGCAUUCGUAUGUUCGAGUACGUACCGUCGGUGCACGCAACGCGUCGCUGUCACUACCACGCGAGUGGCGACGACACCGGGUGCACGCUCGGUGCCUGGCACCCACUCGCACAGGAGAAGGCUCUAGCGCACCGUAUGAGUGACAACGCCGAUCUCGACGUCUUUCAACGAGGCUUCAUUGACGUACCGGGAAUAAAAGCUGUCCAUUGUUGAAUAAAUAGAUUUUACAUUUUAAUAUCUAUUGAUGUCGCGAAUGCACUGUCACAUACACCUUGCUAAAUUGCUGAGACUGAUAUCUAUCUACCGUAAAAGAAAUAUUUGUAUUUUUUCAACUGUGAUCGUAGAUAAUCAAAGUUGCUCGGACAAACGAUGGAUAGUUAAAUUGUUACUACGGAUAUUACCGGUCUUUUA